AAAUGGUGGAAAACACGGUUUCAGGUUGUCCCAGUGGCUCAUUAUUUCACUCUUCUUGGGAACGCACCGAGUGAUUGCCUUAGCGACGGACACUUACAGUAGCUACAUAUUCUUGGCAACAAGAUAGAUAGAUAGCUAGCUAGCAAUGAGGAUCGUUUCGGCCGUCCCUCUGAUUCUUGCAAGCUCGUUGGUGCUGCCACUGUGCCAUGGCCAACGAGUGCAAUCGGAGGAUAUCGUUGACGAUGAAGUGUGGACCGUGGACAAUUCGACCAUUGUGCAGAUAUCCCAAGAUAUCUCUGUGGCGCAGGACGCGUCUCUGACAGUUGCCGAAGGUGUUACAGUCAACUUUACUGGCCCUUUUUCCGUCUCUGUCAGUGGCAAAGUCAUCUUGCGGGGCACAGAAUCUAAUCCCGUCACGGUCAGCAACGGUUUCAAGGCUUUUUCGCUCAUGGAGCUCGACGAAGCAGGAGAGUAUCCCGAGCUGGAAGCCGAGUAUACUUUGUUUGUCAACAAUACUGGUGGAGCCAUCAUGAGAGAGUGGCCUACUUCAGAAGCUCCCGUUAUCAAGGUGGAGGACUGCCAGUUCCGAAACAAUCAGUACGCAGUUCGAGCUUAUCGAGCGGAGCUAGAGAACGUGAACAUUCAAGGAGGACGUAUUGGAGUUAGUUUGCAUGACUCCCUCGUCAAAAGCACGGUCAUUGAUGGGAUGGACGAAAUUUGCGCCUUUGCAAGCUCAGAAAGCGUCAUCAACAACUCAACUUUUACCAACUGCGGGACGAUUGGUGCAUGGAUCGGAGGUACAAUUUCAGAUACUACUGUCAUAAACGUCACAGAAGGAAUUGUAGCUGCUACUGGAGGAUUUGGCGGACUUGUCUCUACUCAAGUCGAUAACUGCGUUGUGCGAGGUGCUUCCGCCUUUGGGUUCAGGUAUAUUGAGACUGUAACGGAUUCGGUUGUCUUGGAUAGUCCCGAUGCCAUCGGAGCCACUUUUCAUUCGGGCAGUAUUUCAGGAUCUGUCAUUGCAGGCAGUUUGAUCGGCAUUCAAACCGGGAACCCAGAUGGUGAAACUGCCGAGGUGGCCAUCGCUGAUUCUUAUAUUUGCGGGAAUUCACGAACCCAAUUUGACGCGAGAUUGGAGCCUGGAUUCAGCAAUGCCACGCAAACAUUCUUUGGAGACACAGGAUCCAAUCCAGAAUCUCUGGGAGAAGAUUUCUUUCAGGCAUUGCCAUUCAAUGAAGCUGCCCUUGGUGUCCUGGUGUACGAUCUCACCGACAAUGUUCCAGUUGUCAUUGUUCCGCUUGACGAGGUAGCGCUGUUUACACGUGAAGACAUCGACAUUGAAGCACUUUGUGGCGCUCUCCCCCCUGUCAUCACAUCAUCUCCCACACUGUCCCCGACAGUGGCAGUCACAGUAGUGGCAACAGAGGUGGAAACGGGGGCGCCGACAUCGGCGUCUGUAACGAGUUCGCCCACGGAAACUCCCACUGUCAUACAGACUGUGGCUGCGACAAACACCGAUGUUCCAACUGCAGAAGCUGAGAUAGACACAGGUACACCGACCCUGGCGGUGGCUAUCACCAGCGCUCCAUCGACGGAGUUUGGUGGGCUUCCAGCCCAAACACUGGCUGCCUCCUCCGAAACCCCCUCGUCGGUACUCUUCGCGCAAACACAGGCAACGGAAACAGAGGUACCUACAAUCGAACUCAGCAUGGGACCAACCGAAAUGGAAACAUUUUUGGACACUUUUACGGAUAUGCCCACAGUUUCAGAAGCACCGACCAUACCGCCAACUACGCCACAACCAACGGCACCCCAGCGAAAGGUGGCUCCGCCGGCCAAGUGUGGAUCCAUUGGUUUGGCUGGAGGUCGAGGAGGAGCUGCCGGUCAAGCAAAAGGAUGUACCAGUGGGCGCCGUAAUACAAGAAGACGUCUCAAGGGUCUCUAGCUACGCUGACAAAUUGGAUUCAUUAUGCCCAGCGAAAGUCUCACGGCGCCGCGAGAACUUGAGAUUGAGCAUUCCUUGGCGCAUGACUGACUCUUGAGGAGUGAGUUGCUCAAAUCUUCUGUGGCGAUGGACAGUUUUGAAAAACUCGUUGGACAAAUCAAGCCUACGUUUGGGACAUGGCGGUAUUUGAGACUGAUGUCAGCCGUGAUGUGUUGACACCAGGUACUCACAAAUAUCACUGUCGCAUACGUCGAGUGCUCUUGCUACAUUACAUCACUGAAGGGGCGAUUGUGUGCGGGCUCCUCAUAAUGGAGCGCAACACUUCAGAGAUUCUGUAUAUACUAGAUAAUGCAUAUCGUAUGCCCUAUGCACUUGA
Molecule: messenger RNA, 2321 nt
Organism: Seminavis robusta
Lineage: Eukaryota; Bacillariophyta; Bacillariophyceae; Naviculales; Naviculaceae
Source: the annotation of a GenBank genome assembly